Molecule: messenger RNA, 2703 nt
Organism: Gadus morhua (Atlantic cod)
Lineage: Eukaryota; Metazoa; Chordata; Actinopteri; Gadiformes; Gadidae
Gene: cab39l
Product: calcium binding protein 39-like
Exons: 9
Coding region: 353-1357 (334 amino acids)
Biological process (GO): intracellular signal transduction
Molecular function (GO): protein serine/threonine kinase activator activity
Source: RefSeq, a predicted model, not a curated record
UGGGAGUGUUGGAACGCAGCCCUUUGGCCGCAGCUGGAAGCGCACCAGAUGUCGCUCUGCAGAAGAGCGCACACGUUUAACGCGUACACACCUCGUCUGCGAUCGGAAGACAUCCGUUGUCGUGGGUAUCUAUCAGGAACAGUAGACAGCCGGGACAAAAGGAAACACACGCACAAAUACACGCACACUGCGGAGGACAGCCGAUCCCACUGUUCCAGGACUAGCGUUCCAGGCCUAGCGCUCAAGGAAUAACGCUAGCGCUCCAGGCUAGUGUUCCAAGACUAGCAUUAGUGCUCCAGGCUAGUGUUCCAGGCCUAGCGUUCCAGGCUAGUGCUCCAGGCUAGCCUCCGCCAUGCCGUUGUUUGGGAAGUCCCACAAGAGCCCGGUGGACAUCGUGAGGACGCUGAAGGAGAACCUUGCCCUGCUGGUGAAGCAGGACAAGAAGUCCGACAAGGCGUCGGAGGAGGUGUCCAAGUGCCUGGUGUCCAUGAAGGAGAUCCUCUACGGCAGCGGGGAGAAGGAGCCGCACACGGAGACGGUGGCGCUGCUGGCCCAGGAGCUGUACAACAGUGGGCUGCUGCUGGCGCUGGUGGAGCACCUGGCGGUGGUGGACUUUGAGGGUAAGAAGGACGUGUGUCAGAUCUUCAACAACGUCCUGCGGCGUCAGAUCGGGACCCGGAGCCCCACGGUGGAGUACCUCUGCUCCCACCAGGGGGUGCUGUUCCUCCUGCUCAAAGGCUAUGAGACCCCCCCCGUGGCCCUGAACUGUGGCAUCAUGCUGAGGGAGUGUAUCCGCCACGAGCCGCUGGCCAAGGUGCUGCUCUACUCGGACCACUUCCCCCGCUUCUUCACCUACGUGGAGAUGAGCACCUUCGACAUCGCCUCCGAUGCCUUCGCCACCUUCAAGGAUCUUCUGACGCGACACAAAGUCCUGGUUGCCGAAUACCUGGAACAGAACUAUGACGCAGUCUUCACAGAAUAUGAGAAGCUGCUUCACUCUGAGAACUACGUCACCAAGAGGCAGUCUCUGAAGCUACUGGGUGAGCUGCUGCUGGACCGACACAACUUCACGGUGAUGACCCGCUACAUCAGCAAACCGGAGAACCUCAAGCUGAUGAUGAACCUGCUCCGGGACAAGAGCCCCAACAUCCAGUUUGAGGCCUUCCACGUCUUUAAGGUGUUUGUGGCCAACCCCAACAAGACGCAGCCCAUCGUGGACAUCCUGCUGAAGAACCAGACCAAGCUGAUCGAGUUCCUCGGCCACUUUCAGAAGGAGCGCAGCGACGACGAGCAGUUCAACGACGAGAAGACCUACCUGGUCAAACAGAUCCGCGACCUCAAGAAGCCAGCCUCGUAGCCCUCUCCUCGCCCUCCUCCUCCUCCUCCCUCUCGUUCUCUUCCUCCUCCCUACUCCUCAUCUUCCUCCCUUUCCGCCAUCUCCUCCUCCCUCUCCUCCUCCUCCCCCCCCCCCCCCCCCAUCACCUGCACAGUAACUUUUAACUUCAAUGACGCCAUCGACUCACUCGCGUUAUUCACCUAGCCGUUCUAAUCAUAGAGAAGACAAAAACAGCUGUAUCGUUCCUUCAGUGGUUCUUUUUAAAAAGGUUUGCAGAAGACGUAGUUCUCAAUCGUUGGUUUCGUUUUUUUCUGUGACUCCUUUUCGUGACAUUGUUUUAGGGUUAGCACGAUAGCAUGUAGUGCCAGAACUCACGCUGAGAGCUGAUUGGCCCACUCACAGAACCAAUGGUCAACACAGGUGGUCAGAGACUGACACUAAUCCAGACCCCAGAAAGAGUUUCAAGAUUCCGAACUUUUUUUUGAGAUCGUGUUUAAGAUCGGUUCUCUAACUGAAAAUAUAAAACUUUGUUUGAUUAACUAGUGUUCAAUUUUUUUUCUUUGAGAGGAUUUCUGUCUUCAGAGCACAACCGAUGACAUUAAAAGUAACGUUUGACCUGUUUCCGCUUAAUGUAGCGGAGCUAGCUAAGCAGAAACUAGCUUAGCAGCGACAUCCGAGACCCAGUGGAAAACGGCCGCUUGUGUAUUUCUUCCUGCCAUUUCUCUUUCCGUACUGUAAUGACUUCCUGUCAUUGUUUAUAUUUCGUAUCAUUCGGUCGCAUUUGGUCAAAGUCCCUCUUGACUCAUUAACCCGACCAAACAGUAGAGAAGGGUGCCUUUUUGGUUUUAUACUUUUUCGUGUCCGAUUGCUCGAUGAUUUAAUCUCACGACGCGCUUGUUUAGAUGAAGUGGUGAACAUCGUCACUCCUUAUAUGGAGUUGUUCGGACGUUUUGUAAAACUGCUUGUUUUUGUUUGUGGGGAGGGGGGGGGCAAGUGUUCUGUCGCUGGUAGCCCGCGGUAGCUAGGUGUUCUCCUUCUGUUUGACGGCACAAUGUGUUCUUUGAAGAGCGGUUCUUUGAAGAGCGGUUCUUUGAAGAGCAGUUCUUUGAAGAUCGGUACUUUAAAGAGUGUUUCUUUGAAGGUCGCUUCUAUAAAGAUUGGCUCUUUGAAGAUUGGUUCUUUAAAGAACAGUUCUUUACUUUACAGACACGCCCCCCACACAGCCCCGUCAGCGGGGGUGGGAGGGGCCUAACCACGCCCUCUUUGGUGGUGGGUUCUCAAGUUGUGUUAAAUACAAACACCGCCUGUGUAAAUUAAAGACCAGGACUUUACGACUACAAAACGUACAAUAAACUGCAAAUUUCAAA